Messenger RNA from Mesorhabditis belari, 1410 nucleotides. NCBI's taxonomy places the organism in Eukaryota, Metazoa, Nematoda, Chromadorea, Rhabditida, Rhabditidae. The record is from the annotation of a GenBank genome assembly.
AUGGGCUCCUUUUCAAAAGCGAAAGCCGGUCAACGGAUUCAUCGAGAACGAACGCAGCCCGAGAAACGAAAGAAAUUCGGACUACUCGAGAAGAAAAAGGAUUACAAAAAGAGAGCGCUUCACUACCAAGAAAAUGAGAAAGAGUUAAAGAAACUCCGAAAAUCGGCGAUCGAUCGUAAUCCUGAUGAGUUCCAUCAUCACAUGGUCAGCUCAAAGCUGAAGGAUGGCCAACACUUUGAAAAAACGAUCGAAGACGAGGAUACGUUGCUGCAAAAACAAUUGAGUGAUGUGAAGGAUCUGGAAUACGUGAAGAAUGCCCUUUACACAGAAAAGAAACGAAUCUCCACAAUGAAGUCUGAGCUACAUUUGAUGGAUGUUGCUGGGCCUUCGCAAGCGAAACACACGAUUUUUCUUGAUGAUAACGAGGAAGUUCGCCGUUUUGAUCCGGUCAAAUAUUUUGACACUGAUGUGGCACUUCUUGGACGUAAAGCAAAUCGGUUACGAAACAAAGAUUUAUCCGAUAAGCGAAUUCUUGGAGCAACAACUAAACAAGGAGUAAAAGAAGCCGAACAAGAGGCCCAAAUUCGAUACAAUGAGUUAAGCAAAAGGAUCAAUCGAGCUAAAGAAUUGGAAGUUGUUGUUGCGAAACUGGAGUUGAAGAAACAUUUAGCGAAAGAAAAGGGAAACGAAUUGAGGCCGAAAAAGAUCAAGAAAGGAAAAGCGAAUCGAGCGGCCAUUUAUGAAUUUCCGCUUAGUCAGCUCCACAUGGGUGAUUACGAUUAUCUAAUCAAAUUCUUGGCUCUCGGCGAUUCUGGAGUCGGGAAAACCUCGUUUUUGCAUCGCUACACGGAUAACACGUUCACUGGUCAAUUCAUCUCGACGGUUGGCAUCGAUUUUAAAGAGAAGAAAGUGGUCUACAAAUCGGCUCGUGGUGGUUUCGGUGGUCGAGGACAACGCGUUCUUUUGCAAUUAUGGGAUACAGCUGGACAAGAGAGAUUCCGUUCCCUCACAACAGCUUUCUUCCGCGAUGCAAUGGGUUUCAUCUUGAUCUUUGACAUCACAAAUGAGCAAUCGUUUCUGAAUAUUCGAGACUGGUUAUCACAAUUGAAGGUGCACGCUUAUUGUGAAACGCCUGAUAUCAUCAUUUGUGGGAAUAAGGCUGAUCUCGAGAAUCGACGGCAAGUAAGCACGGCGAGAGCGAAACAAUUGGCUGAUCAAUUAGGAUUACCCUAUUUUGAGACUUCCGCAUGCACAUCGACAAACGUGGAAAGAGCAGUGGAUUGUCUACUCGAUUUGGUCAUGCAACGUAUACAACAAAGUGUUGAAACGAGUGGUUUACCCCUUGCCGAGUGUCGGGGUGUCUCUCUGGAUGCGGAUGCUCCGCCAACGGCCGGUUACUGUGCUAAUUGU